AUGCCUCCUGCAUUACGAGUCCCCGCGGAGAAGGUCGCGAUUGCGGCCUCUGCUGCGGCAGCGACUGUGGUCGGCGCUCUGUACGCCAAUAGUCGAUAUGGGGUUUCCUACGACAUUAACCAAUUGCUCGCCGAAAAGUCAUUCCGAAAGCGAUUCCAGAAGCGAGUCGAUACAUUGGGUAAUGAUGUGUCUGUUUUCCACAUGUUCGAGCUGGCAGACCAGCGGGCAGAGGCUCUUUGGUUUGAGGGCCGCACCUGGACCUAUGGAGAGGUUCUCGCUGUAUGCACGCCAGACGUCGCGCCGGCAAUCGCAGACCUCAAGGGUGAGGGCACGCCAUCCGUUGUUUUCUCUCUCAAUCUUUCCUCCUUUCCGCCACUACAACUAUCACCGGACAUCUGCACCGCGUCAGAUAUCACGCAACUGAGGUAUGAAGAUCUUGCGGCAAUCAAGGACGACACUGUCCUUCGCCCGAAACGUGUUCUCAAAGACGUAGGCGCCUUGGUUUAUACCUCUGGUACAAGCGGAAAGCCAAAGGCUGUGGCUCCAUGGGCAACGGGCUGCAUCGAGAUGUCUGGUUGCAGUUCACGAAACGAUUCGGCAUCCCUGAGAUUCGGGAGAUUUAUCGCUCAACUGAAGGCAUCGCCAAGUUUGAUAACGUGGCACGCACAACCCGCAGCCGCGGGCAUGGUUGGCUUCGCUGGGCCUCUCAAGCUAUACGCCGAAGACGACACCUUCCUCGUCAAGUAUGAUGCCACCACCGAGGAGCCUUACAGGGACCCCAAGACCGGAUUCUGCGUACGAGCCGAGGCCGAUGAGCCUGGCGAGGCCAUUGGUCGCGUGCGGUCAAUGGAUUUCCUCAAUGACUACCACGGCGACAAGGCGGCCACGGAUCUGAAGCUGAUUUCCAACGUCUUUGAAAAGGGUGAUGUCUUCCAGAGGACUGGAGACUUGCUUGUAAGACAAAGUACAGGUUGGGUACGCUUUCACGACCGCUCUGGCGACACGUUUAGGUGGCGUGGCGAAAAUGUCAGCGCCAGCGAGGUUCGUGAGCACAUUGGCAAGCUUGAGGGUGUCCAAGACACUUCUGUUUACGCCGUGAAGCUCCCCGGGUGA
This is a messenger RNA of Verticillium alfalfae VaMs.102, 1113 nucleotides long. Its product is annotated as long-chain fatty acid transport protein. The transcript is spliced from 3 exons. Bases 1 to 1113 code for a protein of 370 amino acids. Gene Ontology annotation, molecular function: long-chain fatty acid-CoA ligase activity; long-chain fatty acid transmembrane transporter activity. NCBI's taxonomy places the organism in Eukaryota, Fungi, Ascomycota, Sordariomycetes, Glomerellales, Plectosphaerellaceae. The record is from RefSeq and is a predicted model, not a curated record.